AUGUUAGAAAGACAAAUUUUCCUCAGCGCACUGUUGGCACUGAUAUUGGCCUCUCAGGCCUAUGCGGCCAAGGCAAAUCGCAAUCAGCAACAAACUAAACAACGCCAAGCCCAAAAUUACCAAAAUACGGUGCCUAUUGGGCCACCUGUGCCGGAAUUUCAGACUAUUAAGGAACGCCAUUAUACCUCGGGGGAAAUGUUAAAACUUAUGAAUCUCGAAGGGGAUCCCUGCAUGGAUUUCUAUGACUAUGUCUGUGGCAAUUGGUUGCAGGCACAAAAUGUCAGCGAAUCCGAAGAGAAUCAAAUCAUCACCUUAAACAAUCGCAUGGAGCUGAAUGUUAUUCGACUGCUACAAAGGAAAUUCGAAUAUACAAAUAAUACAAAUUCCGUGGUUUAUAAAUUCUAUCGCUCCUGUAUCUCCGCCACCGAGGAAGAUCAGAGAGCGUUUGCCAAGGGUUUUGUCAGCAGCUAUGGUGGGUUGCCGGAUAUUAAGGAUACAUGGCGAGAGAGAAGCUAUCAGUGGAAUGAUAUUAUAGCCAAGCUGAAGUUGGACUACAAUUUGGACAUCUUGAUCACUUUCUCCAAUUUGCCCAAUGGCCGUCCCGUGCUGAGUGAACCCCAGAGCACCAUACUGCCCACAGAGUUGUGCAACUCCGAGGCUGCCUCACAAAUCGAUGAAAAGGAUGAAAUCUUUGAUGCCAUACAAAUGGACAUCAAGGAUAAGUUGCAGGCCUGGUUUGCAUUUGAGGAGGCCGAUGCCACUCGUUUGGCCGGAGACAUACAACGCUUUGAGUUUGAUCUUUGCAAGUAUAUGCGAAAAAGUGAACUGUUGAAUGUGGCCCCUCCCGGGGAGGAGGAAACUGCGGCAGAGGACAAUUCCACCGCCAGAGGCCCAGGCGUCAGAAAUAGAGCCCAAAAUCGCAAUAAUGCCGAACUGGAGAAUAAUCCCAGAUUGAACAAUUUUGUUUCGCAAAUGCUGGGUCUAGCCCAGGGUCAAGCCAGAAGUGAGUUUGAGGCCACCUCCAGCGCCGAGUAUCUUCAAUAUCUCAUCAGUAUUAACGGCCGCAAGCCUUCGUUUGCCAAUUACAUAAUCUACAGGGCUUUGUCGGAGCUAACCCUACCCGUGGGUCAACCUCCUGAGGAACGUCAAACUUUUUGCAUUCGCAAAGCAAUGCAAACUUUUCCCGAGUAUGUGGGCAACCUGUAUCAGAGCAGUAUAGGCGGACGCUUCAAGGACUUUAUGAAACAAGAUAUCGCUUCCAUUUUUCGAGAAAUUAAGGAAGCCGUACCCAGAAAUAUGAAAAAGUAUGUGGACUCUUUGCAGGUCAGUGAGCCUUUGUAUGCUGCAGGCCCGGCCACAGAACCACAGUCUGUUGUCAUAAGUGUCAAUGGAAACUAUUGGGAAAUUUUAAAGUCCGUCAUCAUUACCAAUAACCAGCAACAGGCGCCACAAAUGGGUGCCACGGGCCAGCAAAGGGGACGCAGCAAUACGCCAUUGCCUUCAGUGGCAAAUGUUGUGGAAGCCUUUGCCACCAACUUGGCCAGCAAUGAGAAGCACAUACAAUUUGGCUAUGGUCUGCUCAAGCCUCCAUUCUAUUUCUUCAACUACCCCAGAUCUUUGAAAUAUUCCUCUCUGGGUUUUGUCUUGGCGCGGGAAUUGGUAAAACGCUACAUUGAUGAGCAGCAGAGCUUAGAAGGCCGAGCCUUGUCUUCCUAUGCCCAAUUGGAUCUCAACGAGUUUCUGACGAAUCGAGCAUGUUUUCGCUCGCAGGUUAGCGGCUACUUUUUCAAUACACCCGAUGAAUUUCGCAAUGGCACUCAGUUGAAGGAAAUCAUGGCUGAUGCCAGUGCUUUGAGCAUAGCCUUUUUGGCCUAUAACAAUUGGCUAGAGAAACAGGAUGCCCUUAGUCCUGAAUUGAAAUUUGAAACCAUGCCCAACAUGAACUUUAGCAACACUCAAUUGUUUUUCAUAAAUUUUGCUCAAAUACGUUGCUCGGCCAAGUAUACCAAGGAGGAGGGUGCUGGUGAAUUCUUGGAAUAUUUCCCACGCGAUCUAAACACUUUGGAAAGGUGGAAUGUAAAUGGGCCCCUGAGUAAUGAUAUGGAAUUUGGUUUGGAUUUCAAUUGCCCUUUGGGUUCGGAAAUGAAUUUUGGUGAUAAAUGUUCAAUAAUAUCGAAUGAAUUUAAAAGUGGAUAUUAA
Messenger RNA from Stomoxys calcitrans (stable fly), 2199 nucleotides. Its product is annotated as neprilysin-11. Gene Ontology annotation, biological process: protein processing. Bases 1 to 2199 code for a protein of 732 amino acids. The record is from RefSeq and is a predicted model, not a curated record. Gene Ontology annotation, cellular component: plasma membrane. The transcript has a single exon. NCBI's taxonomy places the organism in Eukaryota, Metazoa, Arthropoda, Insecta, Diptera, Muscidae. Gene Ontology annotation, molecular function: metalloendopeptidase activity.